AUGGCUGAUAUGAAAGAAAUCAAAGAUAUGCUUGAUAGGAUGACCAUGGAGAUGGCUAACUUCACAGUUAGACAGAACCAAAUAGAAGCACACCAUGAGAAGGCAUUCUCUGAGCUGAAACAAACUCUUGAUGCUGUGAAGGAGAAGGAUAAAGGCAAAACUGUUGAAGAAGUAGAUGGGGCUGGUGGAAAUCCUAACAUGGUGACUCCUGGUGGUUAUCAAAUGGGGAUGGGGUCUCUGCAUCAGUUGCAAUCACCCAUAGGGGGAGCCAUGCCUCAAAAUCAAGGUAUGGGAUUCAGAUUCACUGGUCAGGAUUCACAAGGAAGAGCUCAACACCAGAUUCCAACGAGUGGAGGCCAUGGACAAGCUCAAAUGGGGUACCAAGGAGGAUUUCAACAAGCUACUGGCCAUUUCAUGAGCAACAUGUCCAGACUAUCAAAAAUUGAGUUUCCAAGGUUUAAUGGCUCAGAUCUCAGAUCUUGGUUGUGCAAGGUAGAUCAAUUCUUUUCGCUUGAUGAAAUUCCAUAUAAUCAGAAGGUUAAGAUAGCUUCGUUGCAUUUUGAUGGUCUUUCCAUAGAAUGUCAUUUAGCUUAUUUAAGAAGUAGGCAACACCUUCCUUAUCCUACUUGGGAAGAGUAUUUGUUUGCUCUUACAGAUAGAUUUGGGGCUGAAUUUGAGGACCCUAUGGCUGAGCUGAAAUUGGUGAAGCAAACUGGUAAUGUUAAGGAUUACCAGAACGAGUUUGACAAAAUCAUGACUAGGCUAACCAUACUGCCUGAGUAUGCUAUAAGUGGAUUUAUCACAGGAUUAAAACCGGAGAUAGGGUACACUGUCAAGAACCACAAGCCUCUUUCUCUUCCACAAGCUUACCAACUGGCCAGGAACACAGAAGCUCAGGUGCAUGCUCAACUGAAAUUGACCAGACACCCUUCGUAUGGUGGUAGCAACUUUCAAAAUAAGGGAGGCUCCUUCAGUUCUUUCCCAAGAGGAGCUACUAAUAAAAGGGACGUUGGUCCAACCAAGAGAGAUACAUCUGUCAAUUUAAAUAGAAGCAACAGCAAGAGGCUAACUCCAGCUGAGAUGAAUGAAAGGAGACAGAAGGGGCUAUGCUUUUUUUGUGACGAGAAGUUCUUCCCUGGUCAUAAAUGUGGAAGCUCCAAGUCAUUAUAUUUGCUGGAGGUGGAAGAGGAAAUUGAGGAAGAUAAGGAAGAAGGGCUUGAAGAACCUAUCAUUGAUGUAGAUGCUGAAGAGGAACAAGGAGAGGUUUGUGAGAUUUCUGUGCAUGCUCUUCAUGGCAUUCCUACAUUCAACACCUUAAGGGUUGAAGGAUGUUGCCGGAAAAGAACAUUGCACAUUCUCAUUGACCCUGGGAGCUCACACAACUUCAUGGAUGAGGAGCUGGCCAAAGAACUCAGAUGUGACAUCCAGAUUGUCAAACCUCAUGCUAUCAAUGUAGCUGAUGGCCAUGACAGACAAACAAAUGAGAUUUGCAAGGCUUUCUCUUGGGAGCUGACCUUGGGAUACCAUUAUAAAGGGCAAGAGUGUAUUCUCGAGGGCUCUGUGGAUAAAGUUAGAACUGUACAAGCUAAGAGGUUGGAUAAGUUGUCAAAGGCUGGUGGACAAUUGUUCAUGAUCAGGGUAAUGCCUGUGGAAGAAGAACGCGAGGAAUGGGAUAUGUCCAUUCCUUUAGCUAUCCAGUCUCUUUCUAAAGAGUAUCCUCAACUGUUUGUUGAUCCAAAGGGGUUGCCUCCAUCUAGAGGGCCUUUUGAUCACAGGAUUCCCUUGGAAGCAGAUAGCAAUCCUAUCAAUAUGAGGCCGUAUAGAUACUCUUCUACUCAGAAAGAUGUCAUUGAGAAAUUGGUGCAGGAUAUGCUGGAGCAAGGCAUAAUACAACCUAGUUUUAGUCCAUAUGCUUCACCUGUUGUGCUGGUUGGAAAGAAGGAUGGAAGUUGGAGACUCUGUGUGGAUUAUAGGGGCCUCAACAAGGUCACGAUAAAAGACAAAUUCCCAAUCCCCAUCAUUGAAGAACUCUUGGAAGAGUUAGGUGGAUCACAGAUCUAUUCUAAGAUAGAUCUCAAAUCGGGUUAUCACCAGAUAAGAAUGGCCAAGGAAGAUAUUAUCAAGACUGCUUUUAAAACUCAUGAGGGACAUUAUGAGUACUUGGUAAUGCCAUUCGGUCUUACUAAUGCUCCAUCAUCCUUCCAAAGCCUCAUGAACCAUGUCUUUAAAGAACAUCACAGAAAAUUUAUAUUGGUAUUUUUUGAUGAUAUCCUUGUAUUCAGCAAAAGCUUGUCUGAACACUUGGAACAUCUUAAAAUCACUUUUGAGUUAUUGGUUAAACACAAGCUAUGUAUCAGACAGUCGAAGUGUUCUUUUGGGGCAAGCAAGGUAGAAUAUUUGGGUCAUGUAAUUUCUGCUGAAGGGGUUGCUACAGAUCCUAAGAAAAUUGAAGCAGUCAAGGCUUGGCCAUCACCUAAAAAUGUGAAGGAGAUGAGAGGUUUUUUGGGUUUAACAGGCUACUAUAGAAGAUUCAUUCGACAUUAUGGGGUGAUCAGCAAGCCUCUAACAGAUCUCUUAAAGAAGGAGGGGUUCCAGUGGUCUGAUAAAGCUACUCAAGCUUUUGAAAAAUUGAAAGAGGCCUUGGUUUCUGCUCCUGUCUUGGUCUUGCCUAAUAAUUCAUCUGUGUUUAUAGUAGAAACAGAUGCAUGUGAUUAUGGAAUUGGUGCUGUGUUGAUGCAAGAAAGCCAUCCAAUUGCAUAUCUCAGUAAGGGUUUGUCUAUUAGACAUCAAGGGUUGUCUGUGUAUGACAAAGAACUUCUUGCGUUGGUGAUGGCCGUAACCAAGUGGGCACAAUAUCUUAUAGGAAGGAAAUUCAUAGUGAGAACUGACCAGAAGGCUUUGAAAUUCUUGUUGGAUCAGAAGCUGCAUACAGGGGCUCAAAUGAAAUGGAUUGCUAAACUCAUGCAGUUUCAUUUUGAGAUAGAGUACAAAAAGGGUCGGGAGAACAAAGCAGCAGAUUCACUAUCUCGAGUUCAAUUGGGAGAAGUGUCUGUAAUGAUGAUUACUCCUGUAGUGACAGAAUUAUUUGAGAAAAUCAAGACGACCUGGGAAACUGAUCCUGUUCUACAAGAGAUUUUGACAAAGAUAAAUGAUCCAAAUGAUGGCGUAAAGGGGUUCUCUUUUAUAAACCAACAACUCAGGAGAAAAGGCAAAUUGGUGGUGGGAAAUGACUCAUCUGUGCAGCAAGAAAUUAUCUAG
Solanum tuberosum (potato) is the source of this 3258-nucleotide messenger RNA. RefSeq lists its product as uncharacterized. The record is from RefSeq and is a predicted model, not a curated record. Lineage: Eukaryota; Viridiplantae; Streptophyta; Magnoliopsida; Solanales; Solanaceae. The coding region runs from base 1 to 3258 and encodes 1085 amino acids. The transcript has 3 exons.